AUGCCCAUCCCUAUCAUUUCCCAGGCUCUCCGGGAGGGCGUCUCGUCCAUCCCGCAUGCCUGGACAAUCCUCCGCAUAGCCCCAUGGGUGCUAGUCCUCAUGGCACUGAAAUACUAUUUCGAAGGAGCCCGCAACGGCUCUGAGAGAAUGAUGCGAUCAAAAGUGGUAAUGGUUACGGGUGGCACCUCUGGGAUAGGCGCAGAAGUAGCCCGCGAGCUCGCAACACGCGGCGCCCAAGUAAUCCUCCUAACCCGCCAACCCCCCUCCGAUAUCUUCCUCUCCGAAUACAUCGAGGACCUGCGCACGAGCACAAAAAACAAUCUUAUCCAUGCCGAACAAGUCGACCUCUCCUCCCUACACUCCAUCCGUACCUUUGCAACAAAAUGGAUUGACAACCUCCCACCCCGCCGACUAGACUGCAUAAUCCUCGCCGGUGGAACAGCUGAACCAUCAGGACCCCGCCCCCUAACGGUGGAGGGCAUCGACAUCGAAUGGCAAACAAACUACCUCUCAAACUUCCACCUCCUCAGCAUCCUCAGCCCAGCUCUACGCGCACAACCCGCACACCGCGACGUACGCGUCAUCUUCGCUACAUGCACUAGCUACAUCGGCGGUGACUUCAGCAAACUGGAUUCCGUGACACGCGGGAAGCAGAAGGUGGUGGUGAAGCGGACGAAGACUUCUCCGGCAUUGUACGCGCAGCCUAAGGGCGUGUACGCGCUCAGCAAGCUUGCUCUUACAAUAUUUGCACACUCAUUCCAGCGGCAUUUGAAUGCUUACGAGAGGCCUGAUAGUCUGCCGCCGUGUACGCGUGUUAUUGUGUGUGAUCCCGGGUUGACGCGGACUCCGGGGAUGCGGCGGUGGCUGACUGGUGGGUCUUUGUGGGGUCUUGCGGUGUACCUGAUCACUUGGCCUAUUUGGUGGCUGUUUUUCAAGUCGCCUGUGCAGGGUGCGCAGAGUAUUCUGUAUGCGGCGAUGGAGCAGCAGUAUGGACGAGGUGGGGGUGGUUGGCUGAUUAAGGAGUGUCGGGAAAUGGAUUAUGCGCGGACUGAUGUGCGGAAUGAUGAGGUUGGGAAGAAGCUUUGGGAGUUUAGUGAGAAGAUGGUUGAGGAGGCGGAGAAGGAGGGUGCUGUUAUGAGGGCUUUGGAGAAGAAGGAGAUUGAGGUUGAGAAGCAGAAGGCCGAGGCUGAGAAGGGGAAGAAGGAGAGGGAGGAGGCGUCUUCGAAGAAGGGGAAGGCUGAUGGGUCGAGGAGGAGUCGGAAGGGCCAGAAAUAA
This is a messenger RNA of Penicillium vulpinum, 1275 nucleotides long. Its product is annotated as putative oxidoreductase. The record is from RefSeq and is a predicted model, not a curated record. Lineage: Eukaryota; Fungi; Ascomycota; Eurotiomycetes; Eurotiales; Aspergillaceae. The coding region runs from base 1 to 1275 and encodes 424 amino acids. The transcript has 2 exons.